UCAUAGUUUGUCCCCAACACAAGGGAGCUUAUUCUGAACAGAAAGGAUGUCACCAUGUUAUGCAAUGGUCAACUUAAUGGUGAGCUUAUCUACAGAGUAACAGCUCUUCGCCUGCGAUGUUUCCAUGAUGAGGCUGACAAAUUUCCAUCUGGUUUCCUCCAAAAGUUUAUCAAUCUCAUAAUGCUUAAGGUGACAUGUAGUUCCUUCACAUACAUUUUCUCGAGUGGAAGCGAAUGCGCUGGACAUUCUGAAACAACUAUGAAGUUGAGAAUUUUAGUACUUGUUCAGUUAGAUAACCUCGAGUUUAUAUGUGAAGAGAAAUCUGAGGUGCAAUCAGUUAUUCAAAAUAUUGAAACUUUGAGUGUACAUAGAUGUUCUAGGCUGAAGAACAUCGUUCCAUCCUCGGCUUUCUUUGAGAAUUUAGAGCAGUUGGAAGUGGUAAAUUGCGGUGGACUGGAAUAUAUUAUGAAAUCAUCAACAAUUACCAAUUUACCAAAACUUCGAAAAUUAUGCAUAGAUUUUUGUGAAAAGAUAGAAGUAAUCGUUGCAAGUGAUGAUGAGAAUGAUGCUUCGGAGUUAUCAUUUAUGAAAUUGGGGUAUCUGCGAUUGAAUAACUUACCAAGGCUAAGAAGUUUUUGUAAAGGAAGACAUGACUUCAAAUUUCCACUAUUGAGGACGUUAUUUGUAAUAAACUGUCCCAUGAUGGAAACUUUCUCAAAUGGUAUGUUGAACGCACCAAAGCUCAUAGAAGUACGUGUAACACCGCAAGAUGAUCGUUGGAAUGGUGACCUUAACACUACUAUAAAAAAAAUUGCAGUGAAAAGGAACUCUACCGAUGAUUAGGUUUGUCCUCAAAGUUUAAUGGAGGGUCAACUAGAUAAUUCGUUGCAAUCACCUGGUUGUAUCUUCAUGUUUCCCAAUCAAAGCUAGUCGGCUAAUCUCGAAUGGCACUAAGCAUUUACCACUUCUGUCGCUUGUAUCAGUUUAAUGACUUUUCUAUGAUAACGACUUCUGUCGCUUGUUCUCUGUUGUUUACAAAACUAAUCUCUACUAAACUUUCCUCUCUCAGUUAAUCAAUUAAUAUUCCUUGUUUUCAUUUAAA
Molecule: messenger RNA, 1102 nt
Organism: Medicago truncatula (barrel medic)
Lineage: Eukaryota; Viridiplantae; Streptophyta; Magnoliopsida; Fabales; Fabaceae
Exons: 3
Coding region: 55-843 (262 amino acids)
Source: RefSeq, a predicted model, not a curated record